GGGCAGUACUUUGCAGUUAUAAAUCCCAGCUCUGCGCUUUGCCUGCUGGCAAAGCAGACAGACUCUUCUUGUUCCCCUGUGUCACACAAAACACAGCUGGGAGGACCUUGGACAUCAAGGCAAGCCAAAAAUCCAUCAGGUUAGAGACAGUGACUGUCUGCCCAGCCUCUAGGAAGUGAUCACCCAUGUUGCUUCGCUGUGUCACCUUGUGCACUGCAGGGAAUAUGAGCACAGAGGAUGCCAGCAACGGGACCUCUCCCACCCCGCCUCUCCUUGGGCUUCUGGUUUCUACCACUGAGCUGGUCCCCCCCAGCCCUGCAUCCCUUGCGAUGGCAGGUCCGCUGCCUGUCAUCGUUGCGCUCGUCUGCAUCUUCCUCCUCCUGGCAACCUUCCUCAUCUUUGUCACCCUCUGCAAGCCAGCAGCACUGGACCAGUCCCGCUCUGGGCUCCAUGAGUGCAUGCCCCAUCACCCGGCAGAUGCCAGUGAGCCCCAGCUGAGGCUCUGGAAACGGCUGGGUUCCCUUCGAUGCUCCAUCAACACCUUCAGGAGGAGUCGGCCAGUGUCCCAGAGACAGCUCGCCUGCCCCAAGAGCUCCCCUGCCAGCCAGGACUGGGACAUCAUGGAGUCUACCAAAAUGUGAUCCUGCUUGGCAGGAACAAACUCACCCUGCAAUCCUAUUCUUUCCCAAGCUUUUGGUUCAGGUCCAGUUCCCUUCUCAAGCAGCCCCUGGUACACCAGGCAUCCCAGCAGAGCCCCUUUGAGCAGCUCAUUUCCAGGCAGCAAUGCUGCAAGGUGACAG
Messenger RNA from Falco peregrinus (peregrine falcon), 800 nucleotides. It is a transcript of the gene C1H10orf105, whose product is annotated as chromosome 1 C10orf105 homolog. The transcript has a single exon. The record is from RefSeq and is a predicted model, not a curated record. NCBI's taxonomy places the organism in Eukaryota, Metazoa, Chordata, Aves, Falconiformes, Falconidae. Bases 186 to 641 code for a protein of 151 amino acids.